AAAAUGGCAGCGCCCAUCAGUUUGCAUCAUUUCGGAGUGUGUGCACGAAAUGGGGAAUUGUUGCUACGUCAGUUUACGGAGAAACUCACAUUCCGGUUAUUUGCGAAGAGGGAGACUCCGGUGGCAAGGCAAUGGGCCGUUAAAAACGGCAAUGCUGUGUUUGUGAUAACGGAAAACAGACAUUUACCCUGCUCUCCAUGCCUUCCCAAUGCGAAUGGCACCAAAGCGCGUACCUCCACUAUCGAAGGAAUAUGCGGCGACUAUAGUAAUUUAAUGAAUAUACCUGAACGUGCCAACAACGUAAACUCAUAUUUCGAUAACAAGAUACAUAGUGGCGUCCCCCAUUUGUCGGCUAGAAUUGAACCUAAUUCUUCUAUUGGCUAUUCCGAUGAAUGUGCCGGUUCUGACACGACAAACCCGCAUCAGCAACAACAGUGGAAUAACUCCGUUUUUAACGUCUGCUUUAAUGUGCAAAGUGUCAAGGAAAUUGUUAACCGUGUUUCUAAGUUUUCGGGCAAACAUUCCUUGCUUCAACUGCCAACUAGUCUUUCAGACAGCGAUGGCGUAGUGGAGUAUGCAGUAGUAUAUACAGGUAUUGGCAACAUUAUUCACACACUCAUUGAUACCUCUAAGUAUUAUGGAGUGUUUCUCCCGUGCUUCCUCAACAUAGAAUCAAACGAUUUGACCCAUGGAAGCUUGCCAGGUCAAAGCUUGUACUUUGAUCAUGUGACGUACGCGUGUCAUGCUGGAUCGUCGCAUAGUAUAAUGACUUGGUAUGAGUCCUGCUUUGGCUUGAAACGAUUCUUCAUAAACAGUGAUGAAGACAAGGAUGAGGGUUUUACAAUUAAGGAAGAAGAUUUUGGCCUGAGGCUUAAAGCAAUGGAGUAUUGGAAGUGUGCGGAGACUGGACUCACAAAUCAAAACGAUAGCCAUGAAUCUCAAGCAAAUGAAAUUAAGAUUGUCUUUGCUGAACCCCUACCGGGAAAUGCACCAAAUCAGGUGCAACAGUUUCUUGACCAUCAUGGAGGUCCAGGCAUUCAGCACAUUGGACUUCACACGAAUGACAUCAUCGAAACAGUUUCCUGCAUGGAAAAUUUAGGAGUAGAAUUUCUCAACCCUCCGUCUACCUACUACACAGAGAUUGGCAAGCUAGCAGAGAUACUUUUUAUGGGUAAAAAUGUAGAGAUUUUGCGAAAGCACGGAAUUCUACUGGAUAUCGAAGCUGAUGGUGGAGAUAGACAACCCACAAAUGAUAAAAAUGCUCGGUACUUGAUGCAGGUGUUUACCAAGCCACUGUUCGAUAGUGAUACCUUCUUUCUUGAGGUCAUUCAGAGAUGUGGAGCUAGCGGAUUUGGAGCCGGAAACAUUACUGCCCUCUGGCGGUCUGUUCAGGCAUUUCUACGUAAAAGUCAGGCAUGAUAUUGCUGUUAAAGUAGGCUUUGCAAUCUCAGUUGUUAUGUAGAAUCUAGGUGUUAUAGUUAACUUUAGCUUAUUUGUUAAGAGGGUUUUAACCCGGUGGUUGGCAAAAGUUAUUUAUGACAUGCUAAAGCAAUGGGAGGCAUUGUGGCAGAAAUAAAGUGUUGUAUUU
Messenger RNA from Priapulus caudatus, 1588 nucleotides. Its product is annotated as 4-hydroxyphenylpyruvate dioxygenase-like protein. Gene Ontology annotation, molecular function: 4-hydroxyphenylpyruvate dioxygenase activity. Bases 4 to 1419 code for a protein of 471 amino acids. Gene Ontology annotation, biological process: aromatic amino acid metabolic process. NCBI's taxonomy places the organism in Eukaryota, Metazoa, Priapulida, Priapulimorpha, Priapulimorphida, Priapulidae. The transcript has 5 exons. The record is from RefSeq and is a predicted model, not a curated record.